AUCAGCUCAGUAGUGAGAGGAUCUCAGCACACAGUAUCAAAGCCUCAAAAUUAAUUCAUAAUCAAUUUUGAAGAUGCCAGUUGAGUUCGAACUUUGUCCAGGAAGAAGGAUCGGGGGCUCCAACCCCUGUUUCAUCAUUGCAGAGAUCGGUCAGAAUCACCAAGGAGACAUUGAGAUUGCCAAGAAACUGAUUCGCAUGGCUAAGGACUGUGGAGCAGACUGUGUUAAGUUCCAGAAAAGUGAGCUUGAGCACAGGUUUACUAAGCGUGCACUAGAGCGCACAUACAUCUCCCCUCAUUCAUGGGGAAACACAUAUGGAGCCCACAAGCGCCAUCUAGAGUUCAGUCACGAACAGUACAGGGAACUGCAGCAGUUUUCCAGAGAAGUGGGAAUUUUCUUCACUGCAUCAGGAAUGGACGAGAUGGCUAUGGAAUUCCUACAUGCAAUCGAUGUACCCUUCUUCAAAGUGGCCUCUGCAGACACAAGUAACAUCCCUUACCUGGAAAAGACUGCCAAGAAAGGUCGGCCUAUGGUGAUAUCCAGUGGUAUGCAGUCUAUGGAGACCAUGCGCUGUGUUUAUCGGACAGUGAAGAAGCAUAACUCAAACUUCACUAUUUUGCAGUGCACCAGCGCCUAUCCACUGCCCACAGAGCACGCCAACCUACGCAUCAUCACCGAAUUCCAGAAGGAAUUUCCUGACAUUCCGAUCGGCUACUCUGGCCAUGAAGGGGGCAUCAGUGUGUCUGUAGCUGCUGUAGCCCUGGGGGCAAAGGUUGUGGAGCGGCAUGUAACCCUAGACAAGAGCUGGAAGGGCAGUGACCACGCAGCAUCACUAGAGCCAGGCGAGCUGGCAGCACUGGUGCGAGAGAUCCGUACAGUGGAGCUAGCUCUGGGCUCUCCAGUUAAACAGAUGCUGCCCUGCGAAGCGUCCUGCCACAAAAAGUUGGGCAAGUCCAUUGUAGCGAGGAAGGCAAUGCAAAAGGGUACAGAGUUAACCCUUGAUAUGCUGGGAGUUAAAGUGGCAGAACCACAGGGAAUACCAGCAGAGAAGAUCUUCAAACUGGUGGGUAAGACCAUCACAGUGGAACUACAGGAGGAUGACCCCAUCGCCAAUGACAUGAUCAUGAUCGCUAAUGACUGACCUUCACUUGGAUUUAUUCAUCAUUAGUGAGUUAAUAGAGUUAACAGUUAACUCAACAUAGAGAAUGUCUGGUUUCGUACUAUAAAAGUUUAGCUUUUCUUAAAUUGUAUUUUUUUUUUGGUGCCCGUUUAGUAUAUUUACCAUAAAAUAUAAUCAUGGUGAGUUCUUCAACUGCAGUUCAGUGGGAUCAACAUAACUGGUUGCAUAGAGAGUGAUUUUUGGUGAUGGUUAACAUAGUGAAUGAUCUGAAAUUAAUCAUUUAAUUUCUUUAAGAGUCAUUUCUUUAAGCCUACGUUCGACCAGGUAAUGAAACUGUAUAGUAUCUUCAAGCACUUUAUAAUGUAUUAGAAGGUGCUUGGUCAUAUAGCACACUGCUCCAGUAUACUGUUUCUUUUUCUUGAGGUUAAUUUAUAGGAUUUGUGUGAUUUUGUGUACCUUUGUCACCUUUCAUCUCUCUAUUCCUUGUAUAUAAUACGGUGUUUUUGCUAUGCAUUCGUAUUAAAGUACUAUUAAUACUGGCUGAAAUGGGUCACACUAUUUCUCCUUAAUAUCUCUGUGGUGUCUCCCAGACAACAAGAAGAUCAGAUAGAAAAAUAAAGGAGAUUUUGCCACCCAUCCUCA
Molecule: messenger RNA, 1762 nt
Organism: Pygocentrus nattereri (red-bellied piranha)
Lineage: Eukaryota; Metazoa; Chordata; Actinopteri; Characiformes; Serrasalmidae
Gene: nansb
Product: N-acetylneuraminic acid synthase b
Exons: 6
Coding region: 74-1141 (355 amino acids)
Biological process (GO): carbohydrate biosynthetic process
Molecular function (GO): N-acylneuraminate-9-phosphate synthase activity
Source: RefSeq, a predicted model, not a curated record